GUUGUAUUUAAACUAGUCGACCAGAACACUGCCUUGUUUCGACCCUCGUUGACUUUCUGGUAGGAUACCAGCUAUUACAGAUCAACAAUAUGGCCUCUCAGUCACGCCUGAGCUACUUAUAUUCCUGUCCGGCUAAGCCAUUUAACUAUACAACCCUUCCGAGAGUUGUAAAGGACAACUCCAAGACCCACCCAGACCAAGAAAUAUUCGUCAUCAGGAGAUUGGACGGUUCCAGGUCUAGCUUAACCAACACCAGUCUGUACCACCAGAGUUCUCAGCUGGCGAAAUACCUGGCAUCAAUUGGAAUACAGAAAGGUGAUAGGGUCGCUCUUAUCGGCCCAAAUACUUUGGAGAUGGUGGUUGGUUAUGUUGGAAUAAUGUGCGCAGGAGCAGUUGUCCUGAAUGUCAAUAUAGACAUGACAACUGAUCAGAAUGCACACGAAACGUUCCGAUUAACUGGCACAAAAUUAGUAGUUGUUGAUUCAGGAGAAAAAGCCGAACUGUUGCCGGCUAUAAAAGCUAUGCUUCAGCAUUCCAAUUUUCAAAAUGACCAGGAACAAGGGAAAGAACAUAUCAAUGUUGCAAUGCUUCGCACUGCAAAUUUAGAUGGAUAUCAGGAUGUACCGACUUUCAAAAGCAUAGCCGCUAAGGACCUAAGUCACAUAGCUCUGCCAGAAACGUUUCCUGAGGAGCCAGCAGUUAUCUUCACCACGUCUGGUAGCACAGGAAAACCGAAGAUGGUUGUUCAUACACAUAACAACUUGGCUUGUUCUCCAUUCUCUUGGAUCCCGGAUGUGGACUAUGAAAGCAUUGAUUACAACGACCGACCCUUCAGCUGGAUAGGUGGUACUCCAGUGUUCCAUAUUUUGCUGCGGAGAUCAAGAAUUUUUAUGAAUUCUGCUUUGACAAUAAAUGGCAAAAACACCGAUUUUUUAUGGAAAGUGAUGAAAGAAGAAAGAUGCUCGGAUGCGCUUUUGUUUCCAUACAUUAUCCGCGAUCUUCUUGAUCUAUCGCAAAAAAACACAGACGAUGGAUAUAGGCUUAAUCACGUUGCCACUGGUGGACAGAUGAUCGACAGUCUGUAUGCUAAGAUCAUGGACAAAUUUUGUAACCACUUGGUCAUUGUGUACGGUUGCACGGAGAUUAUGGCUACCAAUAUGUUUGGACCUUUAGUCAAAGGGGACACUUUGAUAUCGGGUGAGGUCGGUAGACCAUACCCAGGUGUCGAGGUACGUAUUGUUGAUGAGCAGGAACUUCCUGUCCUCAAAGGUACUGUUGGCAAGGUCCAGUUGCGCGGUCCCUCUUCAAUGAGAGAAUACUAUGGAGACCAGCAACUCACAGCAAAUUCGUUUGCAACAGGUGCGUGGUUUCGAACGGGCGACAUCGGGAAAAUUAGUUGCAAUGACAGUCUGGUCAUUAUUGGAAGAGAAAAGGAUGUUAUAUCAAGAGGAGGACGCAAAAUUUACCCCGGCAUGCUUGAAGACCUUAUCAAGCAUAUUCCAUUCAUCAAGUAUGUAUGUGUCGUUCCCGUCCCUGACAGAAGACUGUACGAAGAAAUCUGUGUGUGUUUUAUGAGAUCGGACGCGUCUGAAAUGACCAAAGAGGAUGUCAAGAAAUUCUGUGAGGAACACCUCUAUGCUGAUGGCACAGUUGACGGGAUCGGUGUGAUGCCUGCGUACUACGUACAGUUUGAAGAGUUUCCGUUAUUGUCAAAUGGGAAACCCGAUAAAGGGGCAAUACGAGACGAAGCUGUCAAUCGUUUACAUUUAUCUCUAAAUUAAUCCAUGACACAAAGUUUCCGCUACAUUGGAAGUGAUACAUAGAGACUAAUUGAGCAAUGCACGUACAUUUAAUUGUCUUACCUAACAAGGGGUCGCCGAGGCCAUUUAAGAUGUUGGAUUGGAAACAAUAGAUAAUUGAACAUAAAAACGCAUUCAUGGAUGAAAAAUAAUAGCAAAACUAAUUAGAAAUAGUUUCUAUUGUGACAGGAAUAAUAAAAGGAUUAUUCAUAUGACCCUUAUGCCGUCAGAACAAACAAAGUAUAAAAUGAUCAGCAUAUCAGAACUAGUAUGAUAGCGGUAAUUGUCUUAGCUUAUGAGAGAGAAAAAAAAAACAUUGGACUUUUAUAGCUUAUUGAAUAAUUCAGAAUUCACAUUAUAGCUAUGCAUAUUAGUUAAUAGUUUAAUUGUAUAUUUGGUUUGAUUCUUAUACGAACAAAGGCAUGAGAGACGACAUUAAGACCUCCCCAAUAUAUCUUUCAAGAGCACCCUAUCAUUGAAAUUGUUCAGGGAAGUACAUUAUAAAACUUUGAGAAUACGCAAAGAUAAUGCAAUAAUAUCAUGUCGGUAGAUUUUCAGGGGAACUAUAUUUCAAAGUUUGGCAGGCGUUAAAGAGAAUAACAUAAACAUUAACUAAAUAACCUAAUAGACAAUAAUGUAAUUAUGCUAGUUCCAUGUAAGUAGCUACUCUAGAGUCGUAGUAUAUUGUAUGAUCAAGCUUGUUCUCUGUGUACUUUAAUCUAACUCGGUCCAAGUAUACUUUGAUCUAGCAUAUUUCAUUAUUACUUUGCCUUUUUUGUCUUUGGUU
Mizuhopecten yessoensis (Yesso scallop) is the source of this 2586-nucleotide messenger RNA. Its product is annotated as putative acyl--CoA ligase YdaB. Bases 90 to 1781 code for a protein of 563 amino acids. NCBI's taxonomy places the organism in Eukaryota, Metazoa, Mollusca, Bivalvia, Pectinida, Pectinidae. The record is from RefSeq and is a predicted model, not a curated record. The transcript has 2 exons.